Messenger RNA from Arctia plantaginis, 744 nucleotides. The record is from the annotation of a GenBank genome assembly. NCBI's taxonomy places the organism in Eukaryota, Metazoa, Arthropoda, Insecta, Lepidoptera, Erebidae.
AUGUGCACAAUAUGGCGGCGGCGAAUAGCAACGGCCUUCCUCAACUGUGUGCUGAUGAAGACACUUAAAAACGCAGUGAGGAAGUGGCGAAGAAUGCGCUUCUUCCGGAAGCGUGAUGAUUCUGUGACGCGACAAGUGUCUACAGAUCCAGCGCCAUCCACUUCAGGAACUCCUGCGCAUUACCCGCGCCCACCUCCUGAAUUACUGCAAUUAGAACCUGACGAAGGUCAAAGACUACGAGAACAACAUUUACGACAAUAUUCAUUCUUCCAAUUACGAAUACAUUUGAAGAGAGGCCAGAACUUGGUCGCUAUGGAUAAAAAUGGUUUGUUGUCAGGCACGAGUGAUCCAUACGUGAAGUUCAAAUCUGGCGGGAGAUUGCUGCACAAGUCCAGAAUAGUCUAUAGAGACCUCAAUCCAGUUUGGGAUGAAUGUUUUACUGUUCCUGUCGAAGAUCCAUUUCAACCUGUUCAAUUAAAGGUCUUCGACUACGAUUGGGGUCUUCAAGACGACUUCAUGGGCUCCUGUCAACUAGACUUAACGGCGUUGGAGCUUGGUCGAACUCAGGAUUUGGUGCUAUGUCUUCGAGACCCGAGUAAACCGACCCAGGAUAUGGGUGAAAUUGUCUUGAACGUGACGCUGUGGCCAAAAUCUCAAGAAGACAAAGAACAGACUAAGGAGAUUACUUAUACUAUCCACCCAGUGCUGUUCGAUCCACUGGUGGAUCGAGAUGGUAGAUCCUAA